This is a messenger RNA of Aspergillus alliaceus, 673 nucleotides long. RefSeq names its product maltose acetyltransferase-domain-containing protein. The transcript is spliced from 2 exons. Gene Ontology annotation, molecular function: acetyltransferase activity. Bases 208 to 549 code for a protein of 113 amino acids. The record is from RefSeq and is a predicted model, not a curated record. Lineage: Eukaryota; Fungi; Ascomycota; Eurotiomycetes; Eurotiales; Aspergillaceae.
UGGACCCGUUAUAUCCUGACCUAACCCGUGGAGUUCUUGAAAUUUAGAGUUCUAAGUAUACGACCGCCUAACAUAACACCUGUUCAGUUGUCUGCAACUUAUAUAUUGGGCAACUUCAUUUCGUGUUACCCCUCCAAAGAGCUCAAGCCCUACUUUUCUUGUAUCUAUAAUCCAGAAGACUAUCUUUCCCCGAUCCAACCAGACGCAAUGGCAGCCACAGAGAAGCGCCCGGAGAUUAUCGAGUUGGCACGGGGUUUGGAGGGUGUGCCCAUGUGCGAACAGUAUGAAUGCAUGAUCUCCGGAAUGAUGUACAACCCAAACACACCUAAGCUAUUAGAAGCACGCCAUCGGUGUCGGGGCCUGACAACGGAUUACAACGAUCUAGACACCAAGUCAGUCUCAUACGACAAAAUCGCAGACGAGCGUCUGGAGCGACUCCGCAAGCUCGUCGGCAGCGUGGGAGACGGCACCUUUGUAGAACCUCCUUUCAGGCCCGAUUACGGAUGUAAUACGGUUAUCGGAAAGGAUUGCUUCAUCAACUGGGGGUAAGUCCACGAUUCCGCACUACAAUUUUGUCUUUCUUUUUUCUUUUCUUUUUUCCUUUCCUUUUUUUUUAUGUCCAAAAUAAAGCUGACAAAUACAACCAAUCAGCCUGACCGUCCUAGACACUAGU